AUGGCUUCUAAUAAUACUCUUUUCUUCACAGAAUCGGUGUUUCCUAACAUUACCAACAACGCCACGGAACCUGGCAGUGGAGGUUCGUAUUCCAUACCUCCAAACAUUCAAAUCGGAGUCACCAUAUUUGCAGUAUUGAUUUUUAUCUUUGCGCUGAUCGGUAACAUUGUGGUAAUUUACAUUGUCUGCACGGUAAACCACAUGCGCAGCUCAACCAACACCCUCAUCGCCAACAUGGCCGUUGCUGAUCUGUUGAUGACCAUAGACAUACCGUACAUACUUAAAUUUUUCUACGUCCGCGAUAAAUGGUUUGGAACCUUCAUGGGCACCGUUUUAUGCAAGUUUUUUCACUCUGCUCAAGUGGGAUCUCUAAUAGCCUCCGUGUUUAGUUUAGUGGCAAUUUCUCUGGAUCGAAGUUUUGCUAUCUUGUUUCCUAUGAAGACGGUUAUGACUAGGAACGUUGUACGUUUCGCGAUCGCCAUGGUCUGGCUGGGAGCGCUGGCUUUCUCACUUCCACUCAUGGUGGCAUCUAAAACUGCACAAUUGGAAGGCACGAAUUUUUUGAGUUGCGCAGAGUUUUGGGCGCCCACGUCGGCAAACACUUUCUUCCUAGUUCUAAUUAUAGGUGGGUACAUCAUUCCACUGAUAAUCAUCGCCUUUGUCUACAGUCUAGCAGGGAUACGUCUCUGGAGUAGACAACUUCCUGGCCAUAGGAAUUUGGUCUCAAACAAAAAAGCACAGUCGUCCAGCAGGCGUGCGACAGCUAUGUUGAUAACUGUAGUUAUUGUCUUCGCCCUGUCUUGGCUACCUUUGCAAGCUUUGGAGAUGCUUCGUCAGUACAACAGGCCACUGUAUGAUUCACUUCCUAUUGAAUUUCUGUUUACCACACCGUGGUUUGGUUACGCUAACAGUGCUAUUAACCCAAUCCUCUAUGUGAUAUUCUCCGAGAAUUAUCGAAAGGAGUUCUACCGAAUACUUUGUAGAGGACCGAGUAGGAAGGACCGCAACAGGAAAGCUGUUAUUGAAGGUGUACGUGCACAAAGGGAACAGCCAAAGUGCAGUGAACGUCACUAUACAUCGACUCAUUCGAUUCAUUGUUUGCCUGCUGAUGUACCUCAGAAUUUCGACUCCCGAGAAAGUGGGUUGCCUGCCAAUAAACAGAGGACCCUUGAUUCAAUUGAACGUUCUUUGGCAGUUGACUCAGCGCCGACUUGCGAGUCCAGUAAAAGUCGUUUGGCUUCAAAUAUACCACUGACUGGCGAGCCCUCUGAGCAGCCCAGCUCCUUGGGUCUUGAUAAGCCAUUGACCCAAAAGUCUCCUGAAGUCUCAUUACCAGUUUUGGAAAUUCCAGUGAUCCAUGUGUGUCGUGGAAAUUCUCUGACUGAUAAUAAAUCAGUGACCUGUGAGUCUCUGAAAGAGUCGUUGGCUGCCAAUUUACCGCUGACCGUUCCUAAGUCUCCUGUAAGCGCGUUAACAGCCAACAUAUCGCCAACUUGUGAUAGCCAUCAAAGGGUAUUGACUGUGGAGGUGACGCCUUCUACUGAAUCUUGUCGAUGCUAUACAGUUACAAAUAUGCCUGUCGAUGAGGUCUGUGUAAAUAUGGAGAACAAUAAACUUUAA
Messenger RNA from Porites lobata, 1620 nucleotides. The record is from the annotation of a GenBank genome assembly. NCBI's taxonomy places the organism in Eukaryota, Metazoa, Cnidaria, Anthozoa, Scleractinia, Poritidae.